Molecule: messenger RNA, 826 nt
Organism: Aethalodelphis obliquidens (Pacific white-sided dolphin)
Lineage: Eukaryota; Metazoa; Chordata; Mammalia; Artiodactyla; Delphinidae
Gene: FNDC5
Product: fibronectin type III domain containing 5
Exons: 5
Coding region: 199-825 (208 amino acids)
Biological process (GO): positive regulation of brown fat cell differentiation
Cellular component (GO): plasma membrane; extracellular region
Molecular function (GO): protein binding
Source: RefSeq, a predicted model, not a curated record
GAGGUGCUCUGGUUCCCGGGCUCCUAUCCCAAGCAGGUGGAGGUCCCAGCUGAGGCUCGCCCCAGGAUAAGCCCCUCGGCCCCAGUGAAUGUCACCGUCAGGCACCUCAAGGCCAACUCUGCAGUGGUGAGCUGGGACGUCCUGGAGGAUGAGGUCGUCAUUGGAUUUGCCAUCUCUCAGCAGAAGAAGGACGUGCGGAUGCUGCGCUUCAUCCAGGAGGUGAACACCACCACCCGCUCGUGCGCGCUCUGGGACCUGGAGGAGGACACCGAGUACAUCGUGCACGUGCAGGCCAUCUCCAUUCAGGGCCAGAGUCCGGCGAGCGAGCCCGUGCUCUUUAAGACGCCACGGGAGGCUGAGAAGAUGGCCUCGAAGAACAAAGAUGAGGUGACCAUGAAGGAGAUGGGGAGGAACCAACAGCUGCGGACGGGCGAGGUGCUGAUCAUCGUCGUGGUCCUGUUCAUGUGGGCCGGCGUCAUCGCCCUCUUCUGCCGCCAGUAUGACAUUAUCAAGGACAAUGAACCCAAUAACAACAAGGAAAAAACCAAGAGCGCAUCAGAAACCAGCACACCAGAGCACCAAAGUGGGGGCCUUCUCCGCAGCAAGGUGAGGGCAAAACCUGGGCCUGGAUGGGGGCCCCGUGGCUGGCACCCUGGUAGUCCCUGGGCUGCAGAAGGGGUCAGCUUGGGGACUACCAAUGGGGCCUGGCAUGGCUGCAGCUGGACAGAGCCAAGCUUGGCCGCUGCCCGUGUGACACAGGGGACACUGCAAAUUGAUUUUGGAUCCUCUCCUUUUGCAGGGUGCCAGGAGCCAGUAGGGGUUUAAA